AUGUCUGUGCUGCUGGAAACGUCACUCGGAGAUAUCACCAUCGACCUGUUGGUCGACGAUGCGCCCAGAUGCUGUGAAAACUUUCUCAAGCUGUGCAAAGUCAAGUACUACAACUUCGCCCCCGUUCAUAGCGUCCAACCAAACUUCUCCUUCCAGACUGGCGACCCCAUCGGCCCUGGGUCCAAAGACAGCGACGGCGGUCGCUCAAUAUGGGGCUUGCUCGACCCCGCACAGCCCGCGAAGAAGACGUUUGUACCCGAGUUCAAGCCUAAGCUCAAGCAUGCCGAGAUGGGAACCGUCAGCAUGGCGACCGCGCCGAACCCCGAAGAUCCAGACGAGCGGUUCGCCGGCAGCCAGUUCAUCAUAACGCUGGGGCAGAACAUCGACUACCUGGACGGCAAAGCGGCCAUAUUCGGAACAGUGGUAGAGGGUUUUGACACGCUGGAGAAGAUAAACACGGCAUAUAUCGAUGACCAGGGCCAGCCACUGAAAGACAUCCGCAUACUACACACAGUCGUCCUCGACGACCCAUACGACGACCCCGCCGGCCUCGUGGAGCCACCCGAGAGCCCUGUACCCUCCGCCGCGCAGCUCGCCACCGUCCGCGUCGCAUACGAUGAGAACCUCGAGGAGGACAACGACCCGGAAGCCCUGGAAAAGGUCCGCAGAGAACGUGAGGCGCGCGCACAAGCCCUCACGCUCGAGAUGGUAGGUGAUCUGCCAUUCGCCGAAGUCGCACCGCCUGAGAACGUGCUGUUCGUGUGCAAGCUCAACCCAGUGACGCAAGACGAGGAUCUGGAGCUUAUCUUUUCGCGAUUCGGCAAGAUUCUCAGCUGCGAGGUCAUCAGGGACAAGCGCACAGGUGACAGCCUGCAGUACGCCUUUAUCGAGUACACCAACCAGAAGGACUGCGAGCAGGCCUAUUUCAAGAUGGAUGGUGUUCUGAUCGACGAUCACCGCAUACACGUCGACUUCUCCCAGUCCGUCUCCAAGAUUGCCGACGAUUGGCGGGACGUUACGAACAAGAAGCGGAGACGGGCUGCCGGUGGUUUCGGUGGUAUCGACAACCUCGAGAAGAAGAAGCAGUAUCGCGAUGGCUCUGGACGCCAGAUCAUGUCGGAUUCUGUUGUCAACAACUUGGUGGCCGAUCGCGACGUUUCAAAAGAUACUGCGCCACGGCCGAGGGAUACCGGUAGAGAUGAUCGACGAGACGACACACGGAGGCGUGAACGGAGGACGGAAUACCACGACGACCGCUUCAAGCGGAAUCGUAGUCGGAGCCCCAAGCGCGAGCGCCGCGAUGGCGAUGAUGGAAGGUACAAUCAGAGGAGAGAGCGAAGUCGUAGCCCAAAUCGCCAUCGUGACAGCCGUCGGGAGAGGAGUCGGGAUCGCUAUCGCCGGGAUGAUCGGGACCGCCGGCGAUGA
Molecule: messenger RNA, 1425 nt
Organism: Alternaria ethzedia
Lineage: Eukaryota; Fungi; Ascomycota; Dothideomycetes; Pleosporales; Pleosporaceae
Gene: CYP6
Product: Peptidyl-prolyl cis-trans isomerase cyp6
Exons: 2
Coding region: 1-1425 (474 amino acids)
Biological process (GO): protein peptidyl-prolyl isomerization
Cellular component (GO): nucleus
Molecular function (GO): peptidyl-prolyl cis-trans isomerase activity; RNA binding
Source: RefSeq, a predicted model, not a curated record